Messenger RNA from Suillus paluster, 909 nucleotides. Its product is annotated as Rad51-domain-containing protein. The record is from RefSeq and is a predicted model, not a curated record. Gene Ontology annotation, molecular function: double-stranded DNA binding; single-stranded DNA binding; DNA strand exchange activity. Bases 1 to 909 code for a protein of 302 amino acids. Gene Ontology annotation, cellular component: condensed nuclear chromosome. The transcript is spliced from 14 exons. NCBI's taxonomy places the organism in Eukaryota, Fungi, Basidiomycota, Agaricomycetes, Boletales, Suillaceae. Gene Ontology annotation, biological process: DNA recombinase assembly; chromosome organization involved in meiotic cell cycle; DNA strand invasion.
AUGCCCCCUCGUCGACAAGCUGCACCGGAAGGAAGCAUGCCUCCUCCCAGCCGACCGUGCAGUCCAGGUGGUGAAGAAAUCGAAGAGGGCAUAAACGUACAAGACAUCUUAAAACUCAAGAGUGCCUCCAUCAAUACUGUGUCUGGUGUAGUGAUGACCACGCGUCGUCAGCUACUGAAAAUCAAGGGUAUGUCGGAAGCGAAGGUUGAGAAGAUUAAGGAGGCAGCACAGAAGAUCACGGGGUCUUCCUUUGCAACUGGUAUUGAAGUCCAGGAUCGACGAAAACGCGUCCUUACCAUCAGUACUGGAAGCAAGUCAGUAGACACGAUUUUGGGUGUUUAUGGCGAAUUUCGCACUGGGAAAACACAACUGGCCCACACGAUGUCUGUUGUCACUCAACUCCCUCAAGAGAUGGGUGGAGCUUCCGGCAAGGUCGCAUAUAUCGAUACCGAGGGAACAUUCCGGCCGGACCGCAUCAGAUCCAUCGCUGAGCGAUUUGGUGUAGAUGGGAAUAUGGCGCUCGAGAAUAUUCUUUACGCGCGUGCCUUCAAUAGUGAACACCAGAUGGAGCUCAUCAGCGAGUGUUCCAUGCGUUUUGCGGAGGACAAGGACUUCCGUCUUUUAAUCGUGGACUCCAUUAUGGCCCUCUUUCGCGUAGAUUUUUCUGGUCGUGGCGAACUCAGUGAAAGGCAACAGAAGGCAGCUGACCCUGGAGCAACGAUGACGUUCGUGGCUGGCGGAGCUCUCAAGCCCAUCGGCGGACAUAUUUUAUCGCACUCCUCAGCUACUCGGAUGUUCCUUCGCAAAGGACGGGCUGAAGAACGUGUCGCGAAGCUGGUGGAUAGUCCCGACCGCCCUGAAAGCGAGGCCUCAUACAAGCUGGACGAAGGCGGAUGGACCGAUGUGUGA